AUGUGGGCCGCCACGAUGCCUUACUAUUCAGAAUAUAAGUCGGAUCGUUCUAGGCACGAUACCAACCAGAAUGCCCAGUCCAAUGCCAGUCUCAGUGUUAACGACAUGCCUGGCUAUCACGAUGUAUCUCCUGCCAAUCAUCAUGCACCUCUCGACUUGGACGAAUACUUGGUACCAGCCGUUGAAGGCCCCCCAUCUCCCGAAAGAAUCCGCCAAUUGAGCAAGCAGAUGAAACAUGCGUCUCACUUAAAUAGAAGCCAUCGUACUACAUCUGGGUCUUCGUCAAUACUGAAUGGUGAGCGAGGAUGGGAGCAAACAUUCGACAACAUGAGCAUUACUCGGCGUUCCUCACAACGAUCAACAACAAGUGGCAAUUCGUCUCGAGACCGACCCGACAGUGUGCAAGUGCUGGGCAAGAACAUCUUCCAUCGUCGUGCAAAGUCGAGCAAGUCAGGUCGAUCCAAACGCGAGAGUAGUGCCCAGAGCUCGUCAGGAAGCUCGCUCUACUCUACUGAAUUAAACAGUGAAACUUCUCUGAACACUUUCAAGGACACCAUCAUGCCUACCAUCUUCGCCCGUCGGAAAUCAUCUCGCGAUGAGACAGUUCUUCAGAAAAAGCUUCAAAUAUCUGGACCUUUCAACUUCCAACAUGUGACGCAUACUCCACGGGAACAGCUAACCAACCCAAUGCCGCGCACUUCUGGACAAGAGGUGCACUUCACAAACACAUUCUCCAACUCCUCGUCAGAACAUGUCACCGAACAUGAAAUAUCACCACGUAGCUCGAGAGCCUCCCUCCGUCCCCGCCGCUUGAUAAAGCACGCUCGGUCCCAGGAGCAACUUCGUACCAGCCCGCCUCGGCCAGUCCGACCCCCGAGAUCACCUCCAAUGGAACCAUUGCACUCUCCAACCUUGGGUGCCCCGAUACCACCUCCAAGAGGGUCAAGUCGACAACCAGCUCUACGCGAUGAUGACUCGGUUACAAUGCCAAGUUGGGAUCGUCCCCAGACCAGCGGAGGCUUCCGCCAUCCUCAACCCUUUAGUCCCAAAGAGAUCAUGGAGCCAGCGUCUAAUGGAUAUGGCAUUGCGUUGGAACAGCAAGUAAUGCCCGUGGCCGAACAUCGGUUUUCACAUGCGAUAACUACUCCUGACGAUGCAGCCUGGCCGCUACCAGCCACAGCAAACUAUGAGCCACCGUUGCCAGAUGUGCCAGAGGAGGAGGAGCAUGUGAUUCACAUGGGACGCUCACCCAAGAAAACCGCCAGUACCAGGUCUUCGCUCCGUGCUAGCCAAUCGGUCCCUCUUCUUCGAAGAUCCCAGACUAAUGAGAAUGCUGCUGCCCAACGUAGUGCUGGACAUUACAACGGCAGUGCCGCUCAUAGCCAUUCCAUCAGGGAGAGUUGGGAAGAUGACAUCGAUUACUGUUACGAGCACGAAGCCGACGCCAACUUCGAAUAUGAAUGGGAGAGGCCGUCGAUGGACGUUGGCCAAGAGGCUCCUCCUGGGGUUCAGGUGGCUUUCUUCGAUGACGAAGAGCUGAGAGAGGUACCAACGGUUGGUACCGCCGAGUCCUCCCCCGGUAUGCUUUCCGCAUCCCAGUUUGACAUGCCGGCUCUAAGUCCCGCCAGCCAGGCUUCGCCAGAAAGCACCUUCGAGAUCGUUACUCCGAGUACGGGAGUCGCAGUGACCAGCAACUUCUCAUUCCCACGUGGCGAGAAGGGUCGCCGACCACCCAAUCUCACCCAUUGUCGAAACGAUUCUAGAGCCUCCAGUUUCAAAGAGUCAUACGGGUUUACCCUAUCGCCCUCGCUGCUCAUUCCUGGCGACUACCACCAGCAAAUGCUCCUCAAUGAGGCCGAAAAGCAGGGUUGUUCAGGCGAGUAUGACGUUGUCCAUGGUAUCGUUAACUCCAACCGUCCCUACGAGAAUCCUAGCAACGCUGCAAGCCAUACCUCUCUUACCAUGUGUCACCAACGCGCAAGCACUUCUACCACCGCUACCAACUUUACGUCCUUGUCCGACUCCACUGGAGAGCGUCACGUCUCUACCAACUCCACCUGGACCAACCUGACGCGUCUUACAAGCAGCACGUCUUUGAACAAGUGGGUCGAGGCCAACGACACAUCUCGCGAGUCUCAAAUCAUCAAGCUUCACGACGAUAGUGAGGAAGAAGAGACCACUCCCCCUGCCUCCGUCGAGAAGGAUACCGUACCCGAGCUUACACCAUUCCCCUCUUUGCCUGUUAUCAAGAGAUCUUCUCACAAGAGCCAUGCAAGCGAGUCCAUUGCUAGGGAUGAGAUGCCUCCCAACAAGUCGGUCGAUGCUACCAAGACCCGACGCUCUCGCGCUAGGACAACGAGCCUCAGCACACAGAUGCCUCCUGUUGGACAAUAUGCUCUAUUUCCCCGAGCUUAUGCCAAGGGCAAUGGUGAACGCAUUUAA
Fusarium sp. VM40 is the source of this 2442-nucleotide messenger RNA. The record is from the annotation of a GenBank genome assembly. NCBI's taxonomy places the organism in Eukaryota, Fungi, Ascomycota, Sordariomycetes, Hypocreales, Nectriaceae.